AUGGCCAGCGAAAAGAAAUCAAGAAUUUCCCCUUCCAAAUUGUCUCAGGACAAGUUUAAAAUAGAACUGCCUAGAUUUAUAUCUGAAAUGGAGUUGGAGGAUAUAAUAGGCCAGCCUCCAAGCAUGAAAUCAGAAAUGAAUCACCAGCUGACACCUAUAGCCUGAACCUCCUUUUAGCUUGGACUAUCCCGACAUCUCCCUAAUUGGUAAAACUAAUAACCCUUUAGAUGAAAAAUCCACUCCUUAUUGGAGAUUUGUCAUCUAAGCGGCUAGUUUAUUUUACCAACAUAUGUUGGAAAACUAGCUCCCGGUUGAUGAUGGGAUAGCUCAAGCCUAAAGGAAGCUCGGACUAUACUAUCAGGAGCUCAAGCUUAGCUGAAAUUUGUAGGAGAUCUAAAACCCCUUCUUCAAGUAGUGAAAAUAAAGGUGUUAGAAGCUUAUUCAGAAGACGAGAUAUGCCAAAAUAUAUCAAUAUCUUGCCGAAUAGCAUAAACCCAAGGAAAGGUAGUAUGGAUACCUCGGCGUCUCAUCAUGGAAAAGAUUUGGCCACAAAAUUUAGUCAAGCAAAACAAAAAAACGAAGAAAUGGAAAGCUUGAUAAGGCUGAUGGAAACUAGGCAUCGCUUUGAGAUGGAUAAUGCCAAGAAAAGAUAUUCUAAUGCAUUCCAAUAAAAAACAGAGAAUAAUUUUUGGUAAAAUUUGUUUUAAAUAGAUUUAUUUCAGAUUUUCAGUUGAUUUAAUCUUUUUAUUUAAGUAUAUGAUAAAUUAGCAAUGGCUAAUAAAAAAUUAAGUGACGAUAAAGACGAAUUAGAAGCCAGACUAAAUGAAGAAAUUUUAAAAUUAAGAAGGCAAAACGAAGAAAACCUUGAAAAACUCAACGAAUUUUUUAAAUGCAACAAGGAUCUGAUAGAGAGUUUAAUGAUAGAAAAAAAUGAGAAUGUCUUGUUUUUGAAAGAUUCAAAUUCUAUCAUUACUGAUGAGAUUUCAGAAGAUAUCCAAAAAUAUAACAAGAAAAUUGAAGAAAUUUGCAAAGUAUAUCCAAAAAUUGGCAGGGAAAGCAAUAUAAUCCAUAUAAAAAAUUUUAGAAGAACACCAUCAACAGGAGAAACUGAUCAUGCCCUAAUAAAGACUAUCACAUUUAGAAAGGAAACAAGUGCUUUUAACUCCCCAUCAGAAACUUUUGUGUCAAGCCAAGCCACGGCAUUAUUUAACUUCACAGCAAAAGAGCCAGAUGAGCUUGGCUUCAAUAAGCAUGAUCGCAUUACAAUAAUUUCUCAAAACGAUGACGGCUGAUGGAUCGGAAAAAUUGGAGAAAACAUUGGCAAAUUCCCAUGCAGUUUUGUAUUAUUAGAUUCUUAA
Blepharisma stoltei is the source of this 1358-nucleotide messenger RNA. The record is from the annotation of a GenBank genome assembly. Lineage: Eukaryota; Ciliophora; Heterotrichea; Heterotrichida; Blepharismidae.